Molecule: messenger RNA, 1217 nt
Organism: Ipomoea nil (Japanese morning glory)
Lineage: Eukaryota; Viridiplantae; Streptophyta; Magnoliopsida; Solanales; Convolvulaceae
Product: acyl-CoA--sterol O-acyltransferase 1-like
Exons: 1
Coding region: 160-1215 (351 amino acids)
Biological process (GO): lipid metabolic process
Source: RefSeq, a predicted model, not a curated record
CUUACACUAUUUUAUGUUAGUUUAGUUGCAGCAGUUUAAGGAGCAUGAAAGUUGUGUGUUGGCCGGUUGGUUGUUUCCCUAUAUCUAAAACAAGGUUUCUUAUCUUAGCCUCUCAUAUGGCUGAAGGGGAAUCAAAGCAUUAAUUUGAAGAAGAAAACCAUGGAAGGUGAAAUCAACAACUUCAUUAUGGUAUGGACAACUGUGUUGUGUUGUCUAUGUUACUGUCACACCAUUAACGGGCUCUUUCCCAAACCUAGUUUCACAAGAUUUUUCGCUAUUUUCCCGGUUGCCUGUCUUUUUCUUGUUCUGCCACUCAAUCUCACCUCCAUUCAUCUUGCUGGCACUUCCGCUUUCUUCAUUGGGUGGCUGGGAAGCUUUAAGCUCACCCUUUUUGCCCUUUGCAGAGGCCCUCUGUCCUCCACCCCUCCCCUCCCCCUCUCCACUUUUAUCCCGUUUGCCUGUUUGCCGAUAAAGGUUCAACGGCGCAAGAAAGUGGCCGGAAAUUUUAAGUUUUCCGGCAGCCUGAGGAAGCUGGUUUUGCUGGGCGUGGUGUUUCUUGUGUAUUACUAUAAAGAAUUUCUUCACCCUAAAGUGUUUCUGCUGUUCUUCGUUAUCCAUCUCUACAUUGUGCUUGAGUUUAUGUUGUUUAUGGUUAGCGGUUUGGUCCGGGCGGUUUUCCGGGUCGAGCUGGAGGCGCCGUUCGACGAGCCGCACUUGUCGACUUCGUUGCAGGAUUUCUGGGGGAGGAGAUGGAACGUGAUGGUCACCAACAUCCUGCGACCCACCGUGUACGACCCGGUCCGGUCGGUGUCGGCCCGGUUUUUGCCGGAGAGUUUGGCCUCGCUCCCGGCGGUGAUGGCGUCGUUCGUGGUCUCCGGGAUCAUGCACGAGCUGGUGUUCUAUAACAUCGGGAGGGCGACGCCCACCGGGGAAGUCAUGUCGUUCUUCCUCGUCAACGGCGCGUGUGUGGCUCUGGAGAUCGGCGUCAAGAGAGCCGUCGACGGGAAGUUUAGGCUGCCCGGAAUAGUCUCCGGCCCGCUGGCGCUCACGCUCGUGAUUCUGACCAGUUUUUGGCUCUUCUUUCCGCCGUAUUUUAGGAACAAGGGAGACACCAAAGCAUGCGCAGAAUCCUUAGCUUUCAUUGAGUUUGUCAUCAAUCAUAGACUUGUCAGUCCAGAAAGUAUGACUUGCCAAUUUUUUUCAAUCUCUAUUUAAUA